This is a messenger RNA of Gadus macrocephalus (Pacific cod), 9480 nucleotides long. Its product is annotated as serine/threonine-protein kinase WNK1-like. The record is from RefSeq and is a predicted model, not a curated record. Gene Ontology annotation, cellular component: cytosol; cytoplasm. NCBI's taxonomy places the organism in Eukaryota, Metazoa, Chordata, Actinopteri, Gadiformes, Gadidae. Bases 876 to 6971 code for a protein of 2031 amino acids. Gene Ontology annotation, molecular function: potassium channel inhibitor activity; protein serine/threonine kinase activity; chloride channel inhibitor activity. Gene Ontology annotation, biological process: intracellular signal transduction; monoatomic ion homeostasis; positive regulation of sodium ion transmembrane transporter activity. The transcript is spliced from 29 exons.
UAUGUUAGCCUUAUCUGUAGUCAGUUAACGGUAAGAAACUAGUUGUGUUGCGACACAGGCUCAAAUUCCAUCUGGAGUUAAUAUUAACGGUCGUAUUAUGAUAACGUAGAAUCCAGUGAAUACUGUGAGCUAAUUAUUUUUGAUUGACGUCAAAAGACAAAAAACACAAUACUCAGCAUACAUGAUCACGGGGCUGGGGGGCGGGUCUAGAUCUGGGCCAUCUUGGUGGUCAUGAGGAAGACCCGCCUUGCUAAUGCUGGCUAGUCAGCUAGCUAGUAAGACAGCCUGCUAGCGGUGGCACUGCUUCUGUCACGGUUUGGUAGCAUUCCAACCGGUAUGCCAGACGAACGUGUCUGGUGGUGUUAACAGCAAAGGUUGUGGUCCUAUGAUAAUGGAAUUUCGAUAUCGAGAGGGGAUAUCAGACUGGAACAAAUCGAGUGGGUGCGACCUGUCAGCUGUUGACUAUACAGCGGAGUUUGGCCGCAGGAGCAAGCGCUGCCACUUUCUAUCUGCUUUCAAGUGAUUCCUUAUGUUGAAUAGAAACCGGUCUCCUUGCCCCACAGGAUGGAUGGUGUGGAUUUAAAAAGCCUUAAGUGUCAUCAUCAAGGCUCUCGCUUUUAUAAGGGUGUUCUAUUUUUUUCUAUUUAUAAAAGAACACCGCCGCUCCAAAGCCUUGUGUCUCUAUCUUGCAUACAGAGCACUGCUCUUUAAGCAUUAAGAAGACAAGACGAGAGGAGUUGCGGCACGUUGUUGCUGCUCUUUUUUUUGUUGUAUAAUUUCUGGAAUUGAUAGUGCUUCAUUGAUUUCUGAAUGGAGAUAGUGGAACUGUCUUGUUAAUUCCGCAGCCAAGUGUACGUGCUCACGCUUGCUGUGGGAUGUCGGAGAAGUCAGGUAACAACAUGGUGAAGUUCUUGGCUCCCCCCCAGAAGAUGGGAACUGGGUCUGGGUCUGAUUCCAUGGUGGCCGAUCGGCUGACAACAGAAGUGAGGAGGCGCCACCAUACUAUGGAGCGGGAGCGGUGUAACCAAGAGCACCGGUUCCUACGCCGCAGUGUCAUCAGUGACUCCAAUGCUACAGCUUUGGACCUUCCUCUGCCCACCAAGGUCCCACAGUGGCACCUGGCCUCCUCUGCGCACGCCCUCCAGGUGGAUGUAGUGCUGGCCGUGAGCGAGGACUCUGCUAAGCACGAGGGACGAGGUGAAAAGGCGAAAGUGAAUGAGUUGGCGGCAGAGAAGACGGUUGCUUUGGUACAAGACCUCUGUGAUGGAGGAGUACUGGUAACAGCUCACUGCAUACCCACCAUCAACACAGAACCUCCAAGUAGAUGUGAGGUGGAGGACAGGCCUGAGCUGAAGUCGGCGCGGGAGGAAGAGGAGCCCGGCGCCGAGGAGGAAGUUAAAGAAUCAGCCAAGGCGAGAGCUGAGGCAGUGCUGAGGGAAGCAGAGUACAAGAAAGUACAAGAUGACAUAGAGGAGGCCGAGACGAAAGCAGUGGGCACAUCACCAGACGGCCGUUUUCUAAAGUUUGAUAUUGAGAUCGGGCGCGGCUCCUUUAAGACUGUAUACAAGGGUUUGGACACUGAGACGACAGUGGAGGUGGCAUGGUGUGAGCUCCAGGAUCGCAAGCUGUCCAAGUCAGAGCGGCAGCGCUUCAAGGAAGAGGCUGGAAUGUUGAAGGGCCUGCAGCAUCCCAACAUUGUCCGCUUUUAUGACUCCUGGGAGGGGCCCUCCAAAGGCAGGAAGUGCAUUGCACUGGUGACGGAGCUCAUGACUUCUGGCACACUCAAAACAUAUCUGAAACGGUUCAAGGUGAUGAAGAUCAAGGUGCUGCGGAGCUGGUGCAGGCAGAUCCUGAAGGGCCUCCACUUCCUGCACACUCGGACCCCUCCCAUCAUCCACAGGGACCUUAAGUGUGACAACAUCUUCAUCACGGGCCCCACGGGAUCUGUGAAGAUCGGAGACCUGGGCCUUGCCACGCUUAAGAGGGCCUCAUUUGCCAAGAGUGUCAUAGGUACCCCUGAGUUCAUGGCGCCUGAGAUGUAUGAGGAGAAGUACGACGAGUCAGUGGAUGUGUAUGCCUUUGGAAUGUGCAUGCUGGAGAUGGCCACCUCCGAGUACCCGUACUCAGAGUGCCAGAACGCUGCACAGAUCUACCGGAGAGUCACCAGCGGGGUGAAGCCAGCCAGCUUCGACAAGGUGGCGAUCCCGGAGGUGAAGGAGAUCAUCGAGGGAUGCAUUCGGCAGAACAAGGACGAGAGGUAUUCGAUAAAGGACCUUCUGAACCACGCCUUCUUCCAAGAGGAGACGGGGGUGAGGGUGGAGCUGGCGGAGGAGGACGACGGGGAGAUGGAGGCCAUCAAGCUCUGGCUGAGGAUUGAGGACGUGAAGAAGCUCAAGGGGAAGUACAAGGACAACGAGGCCAUCGAGUUCUCCUUCGACCUCAGCAAGGACGUGCCCGAGGACGUGGCCCAGGAAAUGGUGGAGUCGGGCUACGUGUGUGAAGGAGACCAUAAGACCAUGGCCAAGGCCAUCAAGGACAGAGUGGCUCUGAUCAGUCGCAAGAGAGAGCAGAGGCUGCAGGUGCGACAGGAGCAGGAAAAGAGGAGGCUCUCAGAGGAGCAGCAGCUGCAGGGUUCGAUACAACAGCAGCAACAGCAGCAACAACAGCAGCAGCAACAGCAGCAACAGCAGCAACAGCAGCAACAGCAGCAGCAACAGCAGCAACAGCAGCAGCAGCAGCAGCAGCAGCAGCAGCAGCAGCAGCAGCAGCAGCAGCAGCAUCUAAGCCAGCCCGCGGACACCCCCCAGCCUUCCACCCAGUCCAUCCCACAGCCAGCCUCGUACAUCCCGCCCCCACAGCCCGGUCAGCAACCCCUCCAGCAGAACACCAACUACGCCAAUCCUCAACAGGCCCAACUGCCUGGGCCGGUACAGGUGGCCCCGUAUGUCCCCCAGUCUACAGGACAGGGCCAGGUGGCCCCAUAUGUCCCCCAGUCUACAGGACAGGGCCAGGUGGCCCCGUAUGUCCCCCAGUCUACAGGACAGGGCCAGGUGGCACCGUAUGUCCCCCAGUCUACAGGACAGGGCCAGGUGGCCCCGUAUGUCCCCCAGUCUACAGGACAGGGCCAGGUGGCCCCAUAUGUCCCCCAGUCUACAGGACAGGGCCAGGUGGCCCCGUAUGUCCCCCAGUCUACAGGACAGGGCCAGGUGGCCCCGCCGGGCCAGUCUGCGUCUGAAGAGCCGGAGGCGGAUCAGAAUCAACAGCGUCCAAUGCCCGGCGUCGGAGUCAAUCAGAUGGGAGACCGGCCUCGGGCGACCUCCGUCCAACAGGACACCCAGCCUAUGAUGUCAUACAGCUCCCUCCCAAACCAGCAGCAAACCCCGCUGCUGUAUCCACAAACUGACCAAUUAAAUCAACAGGUCUUGCAGGUCCAGACCCAGGUCCAAGGAGGUCAGAUAGUCGCGGUCCUCCCUGGAUUACCUGGUGCCCUGUCAUCCGUGAUGGCCACCCCACCACAGCAAGGAGGUUACUACCCACCAGCGCUCCCCCCUCAGAUGUCCGGCCAGCAGUCUGUGUCGCUUGCCCCCUCCCAACCCGUCCAGCCAGCCCAGCCUGAGGCCAGUCCUGCCCCACAUAGCUCCACUCCGCCACAGGCAGGCCAACAGUGUUGGGCCAAUGAGCCAAGUCCGCUCCUGUCUCCUCCAAUCAACGCUGAGCAUCUGUACUUCCUCUAUCAGGCCACAUGCCUUCCUCAGCUGCAGGCCCCUACCAGUGUUAUUUACCAAACCGCACCAGUGGAUCAGACAACGGGGCCUGCGCUGGUGCCACCCCCAGUGGAAAGCUGCCUGUCGGACGCAGCGUCCGGCCUCAGCGACGGGAACGAAGGCGGCCCUCCGUCCGGUGGCCGCCACGAGGGGCGCUCCCUCAAGCGCCACCAGCGGCGGUCGGUGCGGAGCCGCUCGCGCCACGAGAAGUUCGGCAAGGCCAAGCUCAACGUGCUCAACAUAUCCAACAUGGGAGACAGAGUGGCAGAGUGCCAGCUGGAGACUCACAAUAGGAAGAUGGUGACUUUCAAAUUCGACCUGGAUGGUGACAACCCGGAGGAGAUUGCCUCCAUCAUGGUCCAGAGUGAAUUCAUCCUUGAGAGCGAGCUGGAGUCCUUCAUCGAGCAGAUCCGGGAGGUCAUAGAGAUGGCAGACGAGAAGGGAGAGGGCAUAAAGGACUGCUUCAACCAGAUUAAUGAUCUACAGCAGCAGCCUCAGUCCACGCCACUGGUUUCAGGAAUAUCCCCCAGCACGGCGUCCCAGGUGGUCCACUCCGCGGGUCGCAAGUUCAUCGUCAGCCCUGUGCCAGAGUCCCGUCUCAGAGAGCAGUUCUUUGGACCCCAUUCUGGACUUGCCUCCUCCUUCGGAGAGAAGCGGGAUCAAGCUGCUCCUGGGAGUAUCGGCCUGUCUCUGUCUGCGCCGUCUGGCAGCCUUCAGCAGGCCUUCAGUGAGCUGAGGCUGGCCCACGGGGGGCCACACCGCCACCACCGUCCUGCUGCCGAGCCAGACCCCAGCUCAGGGUCCUCCAGCCACCACACUGAGCCCCCCUCCACCACCAACCCCGCGCCCCUGGAGGCUCCGGCCCCCAGCAGCUCCCUGCCUGCUGAGACCACUGCCUCUCCUCCCGCCUCAACUGGAAGGGCUUCUCCCAACCCGGUCCCAGUUCAAACCCGUUCCCCUGCUGCAUCCGCCAUUCAUGCCCCUCCAUCUGCGUCUGCCCAGCCCUCCCAACCACCGCCCCCCUCCCAGCCCGCUCCCGCUGUCACCAUCCCUCCCCCUUCCUCCACGACUUCUCCCCCAUCUGGUUACCAGUCCACCCCGCCCCAGCCCCAGCAAGCCUCCCCCCCCCAAGGGCCCGUCUCCCAGCUGGGCAGCACAGCUGCCUCUGCACCCUCUGCGGCUGGCAGUACCCUCGGCACUGUCGAGGCGGUGUCGGAGCAGCAGCAGCCUGCUACUAUUGCUCCUGCAUCCAUUCCCCCCUCUCAGACCCUCCAGUCUGGCACGCUGCCCGGCCAGGGCCAGCCCCAACCUGCAGAGCUGGAAGGGGCCGAUGCCAAGGCCCCUGGGGUGGAUGACAUUCAAGCCCUGGAUAAGAAACUGCGCUCUCUCUUCAAAGACCCGAGCUCGGCCGCCAGCUCCUCGGUGGACGCCGCAUUCAGUACGGGCACUUCCUCUCCUCCCACCGGCACCACGUCACCUCCGCCCGGGGCUGCCCUGGUGCCCCCCUCCAACCUGCCCCUGAGCUCUGGAUCCCAGGCUGCCCUGGGCCCCACCUCCACCCCAGGACAGGGCCAGCAUGCCCACACCCCUCCCACCAAGCCCAGAGCACAGACCCUUCCUAUGGGAUUCGAUCAAACUGUUACUCCUCCCUCUGAGUUUGUACCUCCGUUCCCCGGGCCGGCACAGUCCCAGCUGCCCCUGGUUAACCUGGAGGCCCAGUUGAGGAGGGCUCUGAGCCCUGAGAUGUUUCCAGAAGGAAACCCGGCUCCGGGCCCCCAGUGCGAGUUAACAGUGGGACCUGGCCAGCUCAGCGACGUUCCAGAAGCUUCCAUCACGGUCUCCUCUUCCUCGGUGACUCCAUCCUCUACCUCCUGCUCGUCCUCCUCCUCUUCCUCCCUGUCCAGUCCAGAGAACACGGUGCACGGCUCCUCUCCCCUGUCCCGGGGCGUCCAGAGAGGGGACUGUACGGACCGGGGCUCCUGUCGGGCUGCAGACCCGUCCCGCCUCUCCUCCACCUCAACCACCACCACCACCGUGGGCCGCUUCCAGGUGUCCAGCACCCUUGUGCAGCCCCCCGCUGCCAGCUCCAAAGUGGGCCGCUUCUCGGUCACAGUGACCCCAGCCUCCACGGACGGCCCCCAGCCCUCAUGUGGGCCCGGCGUGCAGAACGGCCCCUCGUCAGAGACCCCCUACCCCGGGAACUCGUGUACGCACUACGUCAGCAGUGACGACGAGGACCACGAAGACCCAGAGGACGAGGGCUUCAAGAAGGAGGUCAACCGGCUCAGAGAGAAACACAUGCUUGAGAUCCAGGUGUUAAAUUCUCGCCAGAAGGAGGAGAUCGACGCCCUGUUCACCCGCUUGGGGAAGCCCCUCCCCUCGGCCUCCCUGUCCCCCGCCGUGGCCAUCGCUGGAGGCCGACGCAGGCCCAAGAGCAAAGGUCACAAGUCUGCUCGUAACAGCGGGCAGCCCAGCCCUGUGCACGCAGGAGCUCCAGCAUCCGCCCACAGUCCCCAGAAGCCCCCGUACCCUCCUGCCUCGGGGGGUUCUGAGAGGCCUGGCAAAGGGCCGCCGCACCAGCUCAAGUACUCCCCGUCCAUGCCGAGCCUAAGCCCCCAUUCCACAGGAGCGAGUGGGACCAGUUCCGACAGCGGAUCAAACCACCACCCGAAGUCCUGUCACUCCCACCACCCGUCUGCUGGACCUGGCCUCGCCCCAACGGCCCAGAAGUCCAAGGGCACCUUCACAGACGACCUGCACCAGCUGGUGGACAACUGGGCCAGAGACGCCAUCAUCCUCUCUCAGUGCAAGAGGGGCCCAAAGCCCGGGACCACGGGCCUCGACAUAAUGCUGCCGCCGGCCAACAUGGGCCGCAAGUUCUCAGCUCCGGGUCACCUCUGCCCCACGCUCCCUGCCCCCUCCUCCACGCACAUUAAUCCGGCCAUUCCCUCUGGGCCACGCAAGGGCUCCCUGGGCCCCGCGGCCCAGGGCUUCGGCUACCCCUCGGCCCCGUACAGUGGCGCUCAGUGGGCGGGCCCCACGGCCCCCUGCCAGGGCAGCAUGCUGAACCCCAGCCCAGCGCUGGCUCAGUACCAGCCCCCUGCCGCCGCACCGCCGUCCCUGCAGCAAGGCUACACCAUGGGACCCGCAGCCGCACCACAGAAACCCGUCAACCCCGCCGGAGCCUCCAAUCUGAGGCCCACAUAGCCCUGCCUCAGCCCCAAUCUGACUGAGAUCUGGGGCAGGACAGCCAGUCCAGCGGCCGUAAGAUAAGAACCACCGUGUGGGUGUUGGUUAGCUGGUUGAGAUAUGAAUUGUUUUUUAUUUAAAUUUUAUUCUUUCUUUAGUAUUGGUGGUGGCCUGCCAGCCAGAGGGAUUUCUUUCUGGCAGUUGGAGGGGAGUGCAAUAUUCACAUACAAUACAGCAGUCUCGCACACACACACACACAAACACAAACACGCACACAAACGCACAUUUCAUUGGCUGUGGAAAAAGAGGAAUCUGCAUUUUAAUGAAUUCAGACUUGGACUGGACUCGGGCAUAACCAACAGCAGCCAAAGAUGUAAAUUGAGUGGUCCUGAUUCAAGCCGAUCUAUUCAUGUCAAAACAGGCAGCAGUGGGUGGGGGGGUAUAGGGAGUCCGGUAUACAUCAAAGCCCCAAGCUUAACUAGGGGGACUCCAGAGAGUGGGACACCUGUAACAUGUAAUGUCCCGGACUUGACUGGAAAUGUACUGGUUUGAGGGCGCUUCUGAAAGGCGGGUUUGGGCUCUCUAGGAGAACCAGCUGGAGAGGAUGAAUGUAGAAGCAAGUGGUCGGGAUGACUCAGUUAAGUAAUGGUCAGCGGAGGAAUGUCUCUGGUAUAAAAGGAGAAAAUGUCAGGUGGUGGAUGAAGAGAAGGCGAUGAGGGAGAGCGAUGACUUUGAUAAGUGCCACCAGAAGAGGGUGUCACUUGAGAGCACCAGGCCUUAGCCUAAGGAAAGACCUUGUACAUAAAUGUUUCUUCACUGGGUUUGAACUCCCUUGUUUAGGAUGUUUGUCUUUGUGAGAAAGUCGGGUGUCUUCUGUGCUUAGGUUUGUCACUCUGUGCGUCCAUCCAUAUGCAUUAGAGUCGCACCAUUCAUGCUCAUGGUGGAGCGUCCUUUGGGUUCCUCUCCCGGAGUCUGGCUUUGAGUGACGUUAGCGGGGUAGUGAUGACUCAAGUGGCUGCAGGUGCGUUGGCGAGCAGAUCUCCAAGGAGACGGUUUCACCGGGAUACUCUUGAUCCCUCGUAUCAGAACAUGGAUGUUAAUCUCGCCAUCUCCCCCCAAAUGACAAUACUCUAGGGUUGUCACUCUUAAUCUCACACUCUGUCACGCUGGUGUCCGUUUUUUUUACAUGUAUAUUUAAUGAGACGAACAAGGUGUUCUUUAUGGACCUGUAUUCAGCCAUCAGAUUUUGAUGUUUCACUGUAAUUAUUAUUAAAGGUUGUUAAACAACAUGUAGUUAAAGGAAUAUAAAAGUGCAAUUGCAGGGUUGUCAUUAUUGGUAUCCUACAUAACCUGGGAGGUACCCUGCGUUUUAUUAAGCUCUUAUCUUUGACCGGCCCUUUUCUACUAUAUUGUGUACAUAAAUAUAUGAAUAUAUAUAAUUAACGUGAGGUAAGUGGUUCCAUGUAACGCUUUCAUCAUAGAGCCGUUAUGUACUGACUACGACCUGGCCCCGCCAUGCAUACACACUCAACCCCGAGUAACCUGCAGAACAUUAGUGCCUUGUGUCCUUCACAAUAAGUCCCACAUCCACCCAGGCCUGAGCAAGCUAGAGUAAUAAUGUAGCUUUCACGGUACUGCAGAAAAAAUACUCAAGGUUAUAACGCAUACUACAACAACUCAUGUUUAUAUGGCUGAUUAAAAUGAUACCAUAUUGUUGUUAAAGGUUUUAGAGGUUUGGAGCAACUGAGGACCGUAGUCCAGAACAACAAGCACAUGUAUUUGGGAACUUUUGGGAAAUCCUCAGACGUCUUUUCUUUUUUUUUGUGUUUUUGGCUAUGUAUCAGUGACAACAUUCAUAGCCAUUACAUUAUCUUCAUAGCCGUGGUGAUCAGUGAAGCCCUAUGGUAACACGGUUGAGCUUCUGUUCUCUCCUGCUACGUGAGUGCCAUUUAGUCUUUAUUGUGAACCUUUCCCUUCCCUAUAGAUUGGACUAUUAUUUUAACUUCUCUAGAGAAAAUACAAGUUGCUGCAAUGCAGAAUAUGCAAUGGUUAAAGUUUUAUAGGGACUGAGGAUAACGGAAAACAUUUGCAUGUUAUUGAGGGGUGUUAUUGACCUCCAUCUUUUUUGAUAAUGAAAUAUAGCGAUCUCAUGUAUUGAUUUCCUCCUCUCAUUUGUACGAACACACAAAGCGCUGAACUGAUUUUCUUUUAGCGAUUGACCAGUCGCGAGCACAGCAUAUUAAAUUAUUGGUCAGUAUGAAUCUUGCAUGCUAGAUCCUUUGGGUUUCAUUCUACAGACAACCAACUCACAACUUAACCACUGUACAGCACCUUACUAAUGUGUUACACAGCUACUGUCGAUAUUACAGAAAAUACUCAAUAUAUGUUCCAAAACUUGUUCACAAGCAUCCUGUUGUGCUCUUUAUAUCGGUCCCCCUCUUUGCUAUCUUCCUGUGACUCAGUGUUCUCUGGAUUUGUGUAUGUUUUUCACAUUGUACAAAAUGUACAAAUAAAAAUGUAAAGCUCC